Messenger RNA from Nannospalax galili (Upper Galilee mountains blind mole rat), 5562 nucleotides. RefSeq names its product crystallin beta-gamma domain containing 2 (gene Crybg2). The record is from RefSeq and is a predicted model, not a curated record. Lineage: Eukaryota; Metazoa; Chordata; Mammalia; Rodentia; Spalacidae. The transcript has 22 exons. The coding region runs from base 957 to 5477 and encodes 1506 amino acids.
CACGCAAGGGCUUGGGGUCUCGCCUGGGCCGGCUCUUGACUGGACUAAGGGUCCGAAGGGAGCGCAAGGGAAAGGAGAUCUCUGAGGAGGCCAGACUCCCGGAUAGGCCCUGGGGUGGCCAGAGCUGUCCUGACCUUGCUCAGGGCCAGGGCAGCACCAGUGAUGUCAGCCUAAAGGUCCAAGCCCAAAGCCAUUCAGAGUGGGACCUUCAGGUCAGGAGCCAUGGUGGUUUAUGGAGUCGGAAGCGACUACAUGGUUCAGAAGGACCAACUCAACCCCUGGGACGACUACAGAGGCCAGCCGUGGGCAGUGCCUGCGACUUGGCCAGCUAUGGCUCUGUGGGGCCUGAGAGUCUGGUGCCAGCAGGCUCUGCAGAGGUCAUUCCUGGUUCCAAGCAUCCCUCCUGCCUAGGGCCUGCUCCUCCAUGUUUGAAACAGGGGUCCCCAGGCUACACCUGCCAUGGCCUCCAACACAGUGCCCCAGAUGUUCUGCUGAAGCCUGAGCUACCUAGCAACCUGGAAGACUCACUCCUGCUGCCCCGCCCACUGUCCUUACCCACAGCAGCAGGGGCAAAGGGCAAACCUGACACCCCAGAGCCAGCCCAGACCCUACACAUUCGUCCCUGUGUCAGAAAGACCCGCUACCACAUCACUGUCACCCUGCAGGGGUGUGCCCAGGCAUCUGGGGAAGAAGGCAAGGAACCGGCCCGACCAGCUCCCCACCCCUGUGGCCCUGAGGAAUCCAGGGGCUGGCAGGAACCUCCCCAGGGGCUCCGCCCCAUCACCGGGCAUCAGAUCAACUCUCGCAGGGAGCCCGGGCUGACAGUCCCACAGCAUCAGGGAAGCAAGACCCAGCCGCAGGAGCUCCAAGUGGGCUGGGAACCUGGAUCCCCGUACAACCGGGAGCCAGACCACAGAGUGACAAGGACAUCUCAGGACAGGUUGCUGGGGCCCAACAUGGAGGAGACAGCUGGGCCCUCGGCCCGGGCUGAGGCCCGAGUGGUAAGUGCCACACUGACAUGGCGGCAACGACCUCCUGCCCAGGAAGAGACCAGACACCGUUUUCACAAGGUGUCCCUGGUGUCAAGUGCUCAGAUAGAAGAUCCACGGGAGGAGAUGUGUGAGCACAGCUUCCGACAAGAAGUCAAUGGUUUUGUCACAAAGGAAGAAGAGACUGUGAAUUACCAGGGCCUGGGGAAUAAGCCUAAAUCCACACACUUUCAGAGUCAUGGGCCUAUAUUUUCCAAGAAGUACACUCCAGCUCCCAAGGAGAAAAGGCCAGUGGUGAGGCUGAAGGAGGCUGUGGACUGGAGUGAUGGUGGCCUCCAGGCUCCCAGGACUGAACCACCAGGCAUGGGAGCCAUGGCCAGGACUGAGUUAUUGGUGCCCUUACCUGGACCACGUGAGCCAAGUCCCCACCCCAGUGUGGGUGUCACCAGUGGGGGUUCCAGGAACCAGGAGGAGUGGCGAGUGACACGCACUGUGCGGACCACCACCACUACUGUGGUAGGAGGGCAUGUGGACCGCCAAGUGAGCAGCUCUGUGACCAUGGGGCCAACAGUACCUGGAGAGGCCCUGCCAAGGGGCCGCAAUGUGACCCGCACAGUCAGGGCAAUGGUGGUGAGACCCGGAACUGAAGGCUCACCCAGCCGCAGCCAGGCCCUAGAACUGCUGAGUAGCCUGGUGCCAUCAGAGCGCAGUCCCCCUACCAGCCGAAUCCCAAGGCCCACAAGGAACCUUGGCCAGGGUGGCACAAUGGGAACAACCCUGGGACGGCUACUUGAGACCAGUGCAGCUGAGCCAAAGGACAACUCAGCCCUGGCCCCAGCAGGCACCCCAGCAGUUGCUCACCCACCUCAGAACUUGGAUGUCUCUUCGGCCCUCCCAGCCCCAGACCAAGGCAGAAUCCCAGAUGGCAAGGCUGGGGAAUCUCAAAGGAUGCAGGGAGCCUCCAGCCCUAUUCUGCUCCCCAACCAGACUUCUCAGAGCCAAACACCAGCACCCUCCUCUCCUAAGUCCCAGACUCAUGCCUCCUCCCUGGCCCAUUCCCCAGAGCAGCCUGUGGUACCUAUAUACCCCAGAGCCCAGCCCACUCCCCAUGUCCUGUCUCCUGUGAAAAGAGAGGGGUUGGCUGAUCUCCAUUCGGCCCCCAUCCCACCCAUGGUCAGGAGCGAGGUUACAGUACCUGGACAGCCUCCUGGUUCAUCCUCUGUAAGGAAGAAGGCUGUUGCCAGCCCAGAAGGCCUCUCUGCUCCUGCCUCCCCAAAGAAUAAGUUUGUUCAGGACUCUGAAACUGUGCCCAUGUCUUCCCUUACUCAGAAAGAGGCACUGCCAGGCCCUAGUGUUUCUGCCCAUCCAUCCCACACCCCAAAAGAAGUUGUGCAGGGCCCUGGUGCUGCUGCUCUCCCAUCCUCCAAGCCAACUAAUGUUGUCCAGGUCAUGGAAGCAAGUCCUUCCCCUUCCCUUCCCUGGAAAGAAACUGUUCAAGGCCCUGCUGCCCCACCUCCCAUGACCCCUGAGCAGGAUGAGGCUGUCCAGGGUUCUGAAGGGACCCCCGUCUCAUCAUCUGCCCCAAAGGAGGGUGUCCAGAGCCCUGCCAUGGCCCUUGUCCCAUCCUCCUCAGAGGUCAAGGGAUCUCCCAGUCCAGAAGGCUCUCCUGCCCCAAUGGAAGCAGAGGUCAGCACAGAGUCCCAUCUUGUUCCACACUCUGCUGAAGGGAAGGUGUCCACAGAGCCAUCAAGGGAGGAGGAUGAAGCAGCCCUGACAGCUGACCUGGAGAUUUUCCUGGAUACCUUGCGGAGCAUGGAGCCCCCUGAGAUACUCCGUACCCACCGGUUGCCCCGAGCUCCCCGCUCCUCCUACUUGACUAUGUAUGCCACACUGCCUGCCAUUGAGGAGGACCAGCUAGGUCCAUGGGUGCCAGGACCCAGCCCUCAGGAGCAACCCACAUUGGAAAAGGAGGACGAGGAGGAUGAGGAUGAGGAUGAGGAGGAGCUAGAGAACCCUUACCUAAGUGAUGAUGAGAAACUUCAGCGCAGGCAAGAGAAGGCAGGGCCCAGGCCCUCCUGGAACCCCAGCCCUGCCAGGCCUGUCCAAGUCUCUUGUUCUCCUCUGGAGAUGAUGAAAAGACAUGUAGCAGGUGCCAAGGGCUCCCUCUCAGAGCAAGGCCCAGAACUACAAUCCAGUAGCCGACCCACUUCCCGCCUGGGAGGCAGCCUUCUCUUUGGCAAUCUGGUACCUGCCAACAAGGAUGCCCCUGCCCUGGAGCCUCUGGGAACAAAAUUAUCUGCGUUGUCACCCCAUGUGGCACCAGGGGUCAGGAAGGUACCAGGACAAUUGCCCCUGCUCUACAGUGGAAGGCCACCUCCAGAGAAAACAGCACGUACCCAGCCCCUGGAGGGGUGGAGCCCAGCACUGAAGACCCAGGGCAAGUUGAACACCAGGCCUGGCAAGGUGAUCCUCUUCUCGGAGCCUGGAUGUCAGGGCAGCAGCAGGGAGGUCUGGAGAGACACUGCUGAUGCCUCAGGCUGGGCCUCUGUCACCUCCAUAAGGGUGGUACGAGGCUGCUGGAUGAUAUAUGAACAGCCAGAGUUCCAGGGCCAGAAGCUGGUCCUGCCUGAAGGAGAUGUGGAACUCAGAGCCUUGGUGUCAACAUGGAGUCCUCAAGGCAUCGGCUCCCUGAGGAGGGUUGUGCAGGACUACUGCACCCCCGGGAUCAGCCUGUUUUCCGAGGAGGGCUUCAAGGGCGAGCCAGUGAAGCUAACAGAGGCCUUGAAUGACUCCCAGGGUCUGGAGAGACCCCUUCGGGUGGCAUCUGCCACUGUCUCUGCAGGAUUGUGGCUGCUGUACCCCAAACCAUUCUUUGAAGGCACUCCCUCCAUCCUAGAGCCUGGAGAGUACCCCACAUUUGAGGCCUGGGGUACAUCAAACCCUAGUGUGGGUUCUCUGAAACCUAUGAGAUUGGGCUGCCCAAGUGUGGAGAAAUCUGGGGAACCCAAGGCUGUGGUGUAUGAGGCCCCCGGCUUUCAGGGCCGGAGCUGGGAAGUGAGCAGAGACAUCUACAACCUUCAGCAGCCAGAGGACAGCCAGAGUCCCCAGCUGGCCUCUGUGGGGUCCCUGCAAAUUCUUGGGGGCUGCUGGGUGGGCUACGAGAAGGAGGGCUUCCGGGGCCACCAGUACCUGCUGGAAGAAGGCGAAUAUGCUGAUUGGUCACACUGGGGAGGUUAUGAUGAGUUGCUGACCUCCCUGCGGGUCAUCCGGACGGACUUCGGAGACCCGGCCGUGGUGCUGUUUGAGGCCAUGGACUUCGAGGGGCACGGUGUGGAGGUGAGCUCCGCAGUGCCGGACGUGGAGCUAGUGCAACACGGACCCAGCACACAGGCCAUCCACGUGCUCAGCGGCGUGUGGGUGGCCUACGAGCAGGUGGGCUUUUCCGGGGAGCAGCACGUCCUGGAGAAGGGUGUGUACCGCAACUGCGACGACUGGGGCUCGGGCAACAGCGCCCUCCGCUCCCUGCAGCCAGUGGUCCAGGUAGGGGAGCACGAUCUGCACUUCGUCUCGAAGAUUCAGCUUUUCUCAGGGCCCGACUUCCUGGGCGAGCACAUCUCCUUCGAGGAUGACCAGGCCUCUCUGCCCGCUUCCUUCCAGCCCCAGUCAUGCCGCGUCCACGGUGGCAGCUGGAUCCUGUUUGAUGAGAAGAAUUUUGAGGGGGACCAGCACAUUCUGUCUGAGGGCGAGUUCCCCACUCUCACAGCCAUGGGCUGCCUGGCUUCCACAGUUCUGGGCUCUCUCCGGAAGGUCCCCCUGCACUUUUCAGAGCCUGCUCUUUUUCUGUACGGCCUGGAAUGCUUCGAAGGGAAGGAGAUCGAGCUGAAUGGAGAGGUGCGCAGCCUGCAGGCCAAGGGAUUCAACAACCACGUGUUGUCUGUGCGCAUCAAGGGCGGCGUUUGGGUGCUAUGUGAGCACAGCGACUUCCGGGGCCGCCAGUGGCUGGUGGGCAGCUGUGAGAUCACCAACUGGCUGACCUACAGUGGUACCCAGAGGGUGGGCUCCCUCUACCCCAUCAAGCAGCGCCGAGCCUAUUUCCGCCUCUGGAAUGCAGCACUAGGGGGAUUCCUGGCAGUGCCAGACCAUGUGGAGGACAUGAAGGCAGGCCGUGUGGUGGUCUCUGAGCCCCGAGCUGGAGGCAGUUGCAUUUGGUACUAUGAAGAUGGGCUACUGAAGAACCAGGUGGCCCCCACCAUGAGCCUGCAGGUGAUUGGACCUCCUAGCCCAGGCUCCAAGGUUGUGCUGUGGGCUGAAAGCCGCCUGCCACGCCAAAUGUGGAGCAUCAAUGAACUAGGUCACAUCUGCAGCCAGAUGUUCGAAGGCCGGAUCCUGGAUGUAAAGGGUGGCCGAGGCUAUGACCGGGACCAUGUGGUGCUAUGGGAACCAACCAAGGAGAGGCCUUCCCAGAUCUGGACUGUCCAUGUACUUUGAACCACCUUUUUCCCCCAGCCCUGGAGGCUUUUCCUGGGAUGAAAUGUUUUUAUAGGUUUUUGUUGUAACAUAAGCUAUUUUCUAA